GGUCCUCUUGUGGCCGGAGCUUCGCGCUUCUAUCUUAUCUGGGCCUGUAUGGGAUCAUUAUAGAUGUUCGCCGGGCCUUCUUUCUCGUGCAGUUGUAGAACUCACUCGUUAUGUUUGGACAUAUACCCUUUUAUCUGUAGUACCACGCGUGAUCCGCAUACACGACAGGUUGCACCGUGCCCGCUGACCAUCUCAGCAAGGACAAGGUUCAAGAAGGUGUACACUCUUGUUAAACUACCGAGGUGGCAUCGUGUUCGAUAUAUCACGAUCGUCUUGGACAGACCAUGACUUGCUCCUACGCCCACAUCUCAACGCACACCUGCUCACAGAACAAUGGCUCCCGCACGCCAUGAGCGAUACUACUUCGACGAUGGCAGCCUGAUCUUCCUGGCAGAGGAUACGUUGUUCAACGUGCAUCGAUACUAUUUCCAGCGCGAUUCGCCCGUUUUUCAGGCGAUGUUCUCGCAGUCAUCGUCGUCCGGUGAAGGAAAGUCGGAUGACAAUCCGAUCGUUCUUGAAGGCAUGAAGAGCGCCGAUCUAUCCUGUUUCCUGUCCUGUAUAUACCCGAUCAACUACGGGCAAGGCGAUCUAACGACGUACGAGGAGUGGGCGGCGGCCCUCGAACUGGCUGUCAAGUGGGAGUUCGACCGCAUUCGCGACUUUAUUGUGCAGCGCAUCAAGGAUACAGGAACACUGGCCGAGCAGAUCGUUACCGCGCGUCGGUUGAAUUUGCAGCAAUGGUGCUGGGACGCUUGCGCGAAGCUUUGCGAGAGGAGACAACCGUUGACUCUGGAAGAAGGACAGCGCCUGGGCGUGGAGGAUACAGUCAGGAUUUCUCAAGUGCGCGAGAAGCGACGCGUAGGUUCGAAAUUUCGAGGGCCUGGAAGGUGUGAAUAUUACGAUGAGUGGCAAGACCCAUGGGAAUUAAGUUCGAUCUCACUCGCCGCCGACGACGUGCAGUACUACGUCAAGGAAACACUUCAUUUACCUGAACUUCCUUUCAAUCUCUCACCAAAAUAUGGUGGCUUAUGAUCGAUGACGGACGACAACUACUUCAUAGUGGUUUGCGUAUCACGCGCAGACAUGGCCAUUUGCAGGCACGACUCUACAUCUGCUGAAUACUA
Fomitopsis serialis is the source of this 1124-nucleotide messenger RNA. RefSeq lists its product as uncharacterized. NCBI's taxonomy places the organism in Eukaryota, Fungi, Basidiomycota, Agaricomycetes, Polyporales, Fomitopsidaceae. Bases 334 to 1032 code for a protein of 232 amino acids. The transcript has 4 exons. The record is from RefSeq and is a predicted model, not a curated record. Gene Ontology annotation, molecular function: protein binding.